Haliotis rubra (blacklip abalone) is the source of this 3398-nucleotide messenger RNA. RefSeq names its product outer dynein arm-docking complex subunit 4-like. Gene Ontology annotation, molecular function: protein binding. Lineage: Eukaryota; Metazoa; Mollusca; Gastropoda; Lepetellida; Haliotidae. The record is from RefSeq and is a predicted model, not a curated record. Gene Ontology annotation, cellular component: cytoplasm. Bases 311 to 2854 code for a protein of 847 amino acids. The transcript has 12 exons.
AUAGUGAAGGGCAACUGACAACCAGCAGUCUUCAAAUGCAUGGCGUUUGAUAUGUGGCUCCCCACACACUACUGACCCAGUGUCAACACGCUGCGGACAGGGGACCUUUAAAUACUCCUCGGAAGUGUCAGAUUUGAUGCGAGACGACAGAUUAAACAGGACACCGAAACGAAAUCUAUGAACGACCUCCAUGUCACUGUCACAUGUGACAAUAAACACUACCUCGUUGAUUUGUAUGUGACAAAUCUGCGCAUUUAGUUACUGACUAAUAUAUCUGUCUGCUGAAGAAAAGCUGUGGUUAAGUUUAAAUAUGGCGGCUAGCGUUUCAUUUGGCCGUCAGCGUGAGAAGACGUUGUUCCUGCGCACACGAUACCUGUUUGACAUCUACAUGCGCGAGGGAGAUGCGCAGAUGAAGGACAAGAAGUACCGGAAGGCUGUGGAGAGUUACGCCGCUGCACUCCGACUAGACGCGUCUAACCUGGCGGCCCAUGUGGGGAAGUCACAUUGUCACCUGCGUCUGGGACACGUGAAGCAAGCGUUAGCGGACGCGGAGAAAGCACUGUCCAUUGAUAAUGUCUACCCACCGGCAGUGCUGCAGAAGGCCACCAUCUUCUACACACUCGGGAACUACGACAUGGCACUGUUGUUCUACCAUCGUGGUCACAAGGUCAGUCCAGACAGCGUCCAAUUCCAAGAGGGCAUCGCCCGAUGCCGACAGCACAUCUCUGUGGCUACUAAAGGCAAGACGAUGAAACUAACCGAGGCAGGAGACCUGACCCUGUACGUCCACAAGAAGAUGCGGAAGAUGGGCGGAGCUAGAACACAGAGGGACCCGCCCACUAGAGACCCGUUAUCACGUCACAGCAGUGCAGGGAGAGCAAAGAAGAAAGACGCUAACCCUUUAUUCAGACUGGGUAGAAAACAGCCAAUCAAAUUAUCACGAAUUAGAAACAGAGCCAAUCAAAACAAUAUGAACAAGUCAACCAAUCAGAGUCGAGCUUCAGGCGGGACGGUGUACUCUGAGCCGGACGAGAGGACCAUGCGAGAAAUACUUGGCGAGCUGUAUGGUGAUAGAGUCUAUCUGAGAGACUUUGCCCGUCAAACAGAUGAAGGAGAAUCUCGACUCGAUGUCGAAAUCAACUCUAUAGCUGAGAACGGCCUUCAGUUCCUUCUGGAGAGGGUGACCUACUGGAGUCUCAGACGCCUGCCCCCAGACCCCCCUCCAUCCCCUCCACUAUCACGCAAACACAGUCGCCAGGGCAGUAGUGCACAACGGACACUCACAGAGUCUCCCCUUCCGAGACAGAAGAGUUCCAUCUGGGACAGAGAGGUCAGCGACCUCAUUAGGGUUUUGAAUGAAGAGAACUCACGUGUUGACUUUGAAGAGGAAGCGGAAGGUAUUGUGGGAUACAGGCCUUACAGAAAGGAAAAGAAAAAAGUGAGAAAAUUGCAUUUUGAGUUUGCCUCCUACAGACCAGGAAGUGAACUGGGCGGGAGAAGAGGGGAGGGCAGUGCAAAAAGCGAACAGAAGAAGAACACACAGGGUCAGAAGGAGCAAAUGGCAGAUAUUGAAGAGGAGGAAGAGGAAGGUCCUGUACUGGACUACUUGAUGAAGGAGCUAGCGGACAUUGUGGAUGCUUUUGAACGUGAAGACUAUGAAGAAUGCAAACGGAGGGCCCAUGUUUGUCUACAGACAGUAUACAGCUACACCGAGGACGAGAUCGCUGACAAGCGUGACGUUGUGGCCAGGGUACAUAGUUUCCUUGGUAACACGCAUCUGGAACUAGGUGAAUAUGAAGAAGCACAGGAACACCACGAGAAAGAUCUGUUCAUCGGAGAAGAAUGCAAUAUUGACGAACCAAUAUCACGGGCUCUUGGAAACCUCGGCCGAGUGUUCGUGUAUAGGAAACAAUUCCAUAAAGCAUUAGGAGCAUUUGCAAGGAAGACGAAGUUGGUGGAGAGGCCGAUCGAGAGGGCGUGGCUGUUCCAUGAGAUAGGGGACUGUUUCCUGAGUCUCAGCCAAUACGGUUACGCAAGGGAUUGUGGGAGGAAGUCUCUGCACGCAGCGGAAGAAGCAGAGCAUCGUCUGUACCAGCUUCAGGCCUGCGUCCUCAUCGGAGUUGCUCAAGUUAAACUAAGGGAAUACAGUGAUGCUUAUGUUCUCUUUGAACGGGGUCUGGACCUGGCCAAGAUAGAAGGUGACCGUGACUCUGAACAGAUGAUAACACGAGCGCUAGGUGAGGUGAACACCCGCAUGUCAGAACUGGCCAAGAGACGAGGUCAUAACAGGCAGUCGUCACCAGACAUGGGUCAAAGUAACCAGAGUCGUGAACCAGGAACAGCCAGCAUGCAAGAAACAAGAGGGAAGCGGGAAAAAGUUAACAAUACACUGCUUGACGACAGCAGAGACGACAUACAACAGACAAGAAACAUGAACCAUACUCUUGCAGACGACACAGAAGAAGGAAGAGAGCGGACGAUAAGGACUGAACACACAGGCGCAGAGGAAAGGGAGCAGACGAAAAUGAUUUACGCUACAUCGGUGGAUGAUGUCAGGCACGAAACAAACAAUCCACUUCUUGAAGACCCAUACAAGGAUCAGCAGGGACUAUUAAUGGUGAAAGGAGACGUUGGGGACACUUCAGACGAUCUCCCCGACGUAAAGGCAACAGAUGGGGAGGUGGGUACAAGGGCCGACGUUGAUACUGACACUGGUGAUGAUAAGGACACAGUUGUCAGGGAGGAGGACAGUGAUGGGACAGAGACUGACUCUGAAACAGUGAGUGACAGUUCCACUGUCAGGGACGACACUGAUGAUAGCUCUUUCCAGGGAGAGCGUCGAUCUCGGGCCUAGACAGGACGACUUGUGGUAUCCGGGUCGAUCUCGGGCCUAGACAGGACGACUUGUGGCAUCCAGGUCGAUCUCGGGCCCAGACAGGACGACUUGUGGUAUCCAGGUUGAUCUGGGGCCUAGACAGGACGACUUGUGGUAUCCGGGUCGAUCUCGGGCCCAGACAGAACGACUUGUGGUAUCCGGGUCGAUCUCGGGCCCAGACAGGACGACUUGUGGUAUCCGGGUCGAUCUCGGGCCCAGACAGGACGACUUGUGGUAUACGGGUCGAUCUCGGGCCCAGACAGGACGACUUGUGGUAUCCGGGUCGAUCUCGGGCCCAGACAGGACGACUUGUGGUAUCCGGGUCGAUCUCGGGCCCAGACAGGACGACCUGUGGUAUCCGGGUCGAUCUCGGGCCCAGACAGGACUUAUGGUGUCCGGGUCGAUCUCGGGCCUGUCAUCUUAUGCAAUCAACGGCUCUUGCUGACGAAAGUGGCUCAAUGCAACGCCGGAUAUGCUUUUGUGUAUUUACAUUCAUUGACGCUCAUUAAAUGAUCUACUGUUA